Babesia bigemina is the source of this 1299-nucleotide messenger RNA. RefSeq lists its product as hypothetical. NCBI's taxonomy places the organism in Eukaryota, Apicomplexa, Aconoidasida, Piroplasmida, Babesiidae. The coding region runs from base 1 to 1299 and encodes 432 amino acids. The transcript has a single exon. The record is from RefSeq and is a predicted model, not a curated record.
AUGACCUCUAUAAACCAUCCUAAUAACUUGUGCCUUGUCACCCUUCCCUUCCCUUCUUCCACCUCUUGCCACUGCCCUGACCAUGUGCCUCCUAGGGAGCUUGACAAGAAAUUUGAUGAAAAUAAAAAGUGCGAAAUAACCUCAAAUAACAAUCCUACUAACAUCCUUACUAACCUCUGCACUGGCCUCGAAACCUUCCUCGGCUUUAACCCUGAGACAAAAGGCUACGACGGCAGUGGCAUUGUGUACUCUGACCUUGACAGGCUGUGUGAUGCAGUGAUGGGAUUUUUGAGUGGUGUUCUCAGUAACAUCAAAGACCAUUUAGGGCAGCAUAAAGAUACUUUAGAAGAUGCAAUUGACACUCUUAACACCAAUAAACACGCCGGUAAAAAAGGUUUUAGUGUUGCGAUUGUAAAGGUGGUCGAAGGGGUGGGGAGGUAUAAUAAGGCAGUUAAAAAGUCAAAUGAUCAAGUUAAAAACAUCGUCACAGAUCUACAAGGCUACACUGAAAAUGGAGGUAAGUUACGUGUUUAUCUUAAUACUUUGCAGAAUCUGGAGAGCUCUUCACAUGAAGAUGUUAACAAGGCCAAGCAGCAAGUGGAAGAGAAGCUGCAAGAAUCCCAACGGGAAGCGAGAAACUUCACUGACGCAUUAGAUACAACAAAUACUAAAAAUCUUAAUGUAGACGCCAUUAAUGAUCUUAAUGAUAAAGUAAAACAGAAACUUGCUAACGUGCGUAGUACUGUGAUGUAUGAAAACGGGCGGUUGGAGGCGGUCAAGGCGCACGCAGAGGGGGAGUUGGCAGAGACGAUAAAAAAAGUUGGUGAAGCGUUAAGGGCGUUGAAAGUAAGUGUAGAUUGUAAUAUAAGUGAACAAGUGACAUUGCUGGUUAAUGAUUUGAAAACAAGGGUAGAGAAGAUUUUGCAACUCUUGAAGACCAUUCAUAGUAUGCUGAUCGCUUACGUUCAAGAGGUGGGUGAGUGGAUUACCAAGGCAGAACCAGCCGUUCACGCAGCGUUGGAGAAAGUGGAACAAAUAAUUAGGGAAGCGAAUGCAGGUGACCAGAGCAAACAACCGGCGCAGAUUAUAGCGGUGGCCGACCAGUUGAAAGUGCAGGCUGACUUACUGUAUGCAUCUGGUACUGCGGCGAAGGAGAGAGUUAUUGCGGAAGUGAAAACAGCGCUUGAGGCUGUGAGAAAAAUGGAUGGGGAAUUGAAGGAGGAUUUGUAUGGAGUUAAGAAAGCAGUAGAGGGGCAGGUUACUAAAAUUAAGGAGGCGAUCGGACAAGUGUACUUAUAA